GCCACUUAUCAUUAGAUAUGGCCACCGUUAUAGAGUACGCCGAAGCGUCAUCUUCAACUUAAUUUUGUGUGCUUUUCUGCUCAUCUCGCUGAGCGGCCACUGUCGCAGGGGGGGAUGCUGUUUUUUGGCGAGCUAAUGUUUGUCUUUCCAUGUCCCGGGAGGCUGCCGCUGCUGCGUGGCAGGCUCGCAGCGAGAGUCUCCUAACUGGCCGCUCGGUCCCGCAGCUUGUCGCAGCUAAAGAAAAUAGAAGCAGUUGCCAGCCAAGCGGUCGGCACCAGCCUUCGCUUCACCCGUCGCUGUAUAUUCGCUGAGGAUUCAUAUUUAAAGUUUCAUCUGCGGAGGGUCGACUUUUGCACCCGCUUGGAUUUGCGCUUUGAUUUGUUUAUAUGUUAAUGGUGAAAUUGUUGGCCGUAGACUUGGGUGGCUAACACCAACUAGCUAUAUAACCCGAACUCGUGCGACGACAGCUGUCAUUGGAGAAAGGAAAGUGAUCCCCCCCAAAUGUGUGCUCCAGUGAAGCGGUUUUCUGUUGGAUUUACAGCAUCUGCCUUUCCAUCAAAUGGGCAAAGUUGGGAAUAACAUUACAACGUUGGAAUACAAUGAUAUGCGGUAUGCAUUUCUGAGAACUGCGGUGUUGCUUCAUUGGAGAGAGGCUAGCUAGCUCAGUUAGCUUGCUAGCUAGCUGGGUGAUAAAAGUGCGACGUUUCAUCCCAGUAUUUUGGACAUGAAGAGGAUAAUCCGUUAUUCAUAGGGCUGGAAGAAUGUCAUCAGAGGAUAAAUCUGUGGAUCCCUCUGACCAGGGACCCUCACCGCCUUCCAGCAGUGUAGGGACCACGUCCACAGGAAGUCCUGCCCACGCAGACAAGCGACCACGUGGCAGGCCACGCAAGGAUGCCACUGCCAUCCUUCCCCAGGCGCCACCCUCAUCCACGUCUAAGAACAAAAAAAAGGGUCGCACCAGAGGGAGGGUUGUUAUGGAUGAGGAGGACAGCAUGGAUGGGACUGAGAUAACAGAGUCCAUAGGCCCUCAGGACACAGAAACACAAAUCCAGCCAGUGCAGACUGUGGAAGUGGUGACCACCGAGAUACCAGAGGAGGACAAGCCCUCUUCCCCUCUGGCCCAGAGCCCUCCAGCCGAGAAUUCAGCAGGACCAUCUGUCCCAGCGAGUGGAGAAGUCAAAAGCAGGGAGCGUGUCUGUGCCUUCUGUUACUGCGGUGCCCGCAGCCUGCUAGGUCAGGGUGAACUGCAUGUAUUCAGCACCACGCCUCGGCUUGAAGCACUCUUCAGUCACAAGGGUGGAGGAGGCUCGACAAACGAUAGUGGUGAUGGUGAUGAAACUGCUCAGCCAAAAAUGGCCGGAGACACCACCUCAGGACAGAAGGAAAAGACAAAUGAGUCUGAAAGCUGUGAGGAAGAACCAGACCCACCUAAUCGAUUUUGGGAUGAGCUUUCUCAUGUCGGCCUUCCACAAGAUCAUAAAGUCCAGUCUCUCUUCGAGUCAGGGCAAUACUGGGCACAUCAGAGUUGUGCCUUGUGGUCUGAAGGUGUUUGCGAGGGCGAGGGACAAUCUCUGCUUAAUGUGGACAGAGCCAUUGACUCAGGGAGCACAAAGCACUGUGCAUACUGUAAGCGCCUUGGAGCAUCCAUUAAGUGCUGUGCUGAAGGAUGUGCUCAGUUUUACCAUUACCCCUGUGCGGGGGCAGCUGGGACUUUUCAGGAUAUCAGGAGUCUCUCCCUCCUCUGCCCAGAACACACGGAAUUGGCCGUUCAGAAAUUUGUAGAUGAUGUGAAUUGUGCACUUUGCGAUAGCCCAGGGGACCUACUGGACCAGCUUUUCUGCACCAGUUGCGGUCAGCAUUACCACGGGAUGUGCCUGGACAUGGCCGUGACCCCUCUAAGGAGGGCAGGUUGGCAGUGCCCUGAGUGCAAAGUCUGCCAGACAUGCAAGAAUCCAGGAGAAGACACUAAAAUGCUGGUGUGUGACAUGUGUGACAAAGGCUAUCAUACCUUCUGUCUGCAACCUGCUAUCGACUCUCUUCCUACCAAUGGAUGGAGAUGUAAGAACUGCAGAGUAUGCAUUCAGUGUGGAACACGGACCAGCGGCCAGUGGCACCACACCAGCCUGUUGUGUGAGAACUGUGUACAAAACCAGGAUCCUGCUCUGUGCUGUCCUACGUGUAACUGCAUCCUGGACCCCGAGCAUCAAAAAGACCUACUAUUCUGCCAAACUUGUAAAAGAUGGCUACACCUGGAGUGUGAGCGCCAGAACUCAGGCCAAGCAGAAAUCCAUCCCAGAGAGGACUAUGCUUGCUUUAACUGUAGAUCUCCUACUGAAGAGCAGGCGCUACAGGCAGAGGAUAUGGACACUGGCCCAGAGCUUAGCCCUCAGCCAGCGUUCAUGCACACAGACUCUGAGACCGGCCUACAGCUGGCUGAAAAGCACACAGACCUAGAACCUGGCACUCCACUGCCUCCUGAAAUGCACAAUGACCCCAAACCGGAAUUGCUUGCUGUUCCAUUGCACUCAGAUACAGAGUCUGGUCAGGCCACCGUCCAGGAGGAGAAGCCGGCCGCGUCGCCCCAGAAGCCUGAAGUCUCAGUGGGAGCAGAUGUUGAAAGGCAGGUUACUGAAUCCUCUGUCAACAAGGACUUGAAUCCAGAAACAGAACCAGCAGCAGGCACACAGCUCAUAUCUAAGGACAGUCCUGCAUCUUCAGCAACUCCUGACCAGGAGUCAGAGGCUUUUCCAGCCCAGCUCUAUGUGGACACACUACAGACACAAGAAACCACAUCACAAACCAAGCCAGCAGAGACCGAGGUCUGCCCUGAGCAGGGCAUGGCCAACCCUAGCACAAAGGAUUAUAAUGCCAUCAUCUCAAUCACCAAAGAACCAAGUGCUACAUCAGUACUUUUCACAGACCAACCGAUGGAAGUGUCACAACCCCAGUCUUCUAGUGCAGAUGUAGUCAGGGCUUCUUUCCUGGAAGCUGCCCCAAAAGAGCUUAACAAUGAGACAAGGGAGGGUGAGGGUAUAUUUUACCAUAACUUGGCAGAGACUGUUAAACCCUCAGCGUCUGGGACAUCAGAGGAAAUGGACACUACACCGGAGAGCAACGCUAACCCUUCAUUUGCCAUCCUCUAUCAAGAGGGGAAACCACUCAAGACAUCUGUGGAGAGACUGGCUGACAUGAUUACCUCUCCUCCCCACUCCUCGCUUCUAGCCCGAGGAAUGUGUUCACAAGAACCGUCCCAGACCCAGAUACUACCUUCGCUAGGUGACCACAACAGUGUGAUGCCCACCACCACCCUCAUACCGUUCACCCCGAAGAUUGGAAUGGGAAAGCCAGCCAUCACAAAGAGGAAGUUUUCUCCUGGGAGGCCACGAGUGAAGCAGGGUGCAUGGAGCCCUCAUAGCAGUGUGAGCUCCCCCUUGUCCUGGUCACCAGACCAGCCAGAGGGGUGGGACAUCCCAAAGACGAGGCAGUCUUCUGGCAGCCCCGGCUGGAGCAUCAGAGUGGGUCGCGGGUCGGGCUUUCCUGGGAGGAGGCGGCCCAGGGGGUCUGGUCUGUCAGGUAGAACUGGACGUGGCAGAGCCAGAGGCAAGAACGGAGUGAGCCCCAGCAUUAACCCUGGGAUCACCACAAUAGAAACACCAUACCCACUGAAGGAAGAGGAGGAGAAUGCCAUGCACAACACAGUAGUCAUAUUCUCAAGCAAUGACAAUUUCACGCUAAAACAGGACAUGUGUGUGGUAUGUGGAAGUUUCGGCCUUGGUGCAGAGGGACGGCUUUUAGCCUGUGCUCAGUGUGGCCAGUGCUACCAUCCAUUCUGUGUUGGCAUUAAGAUCACGAAGGUGGUGCUGAGUAAAGGCUGGCGUUGUCUGGAGUGUACAGUGUGUGAGGCGUGUGGCCAGGCUACGGAUCCUGGCCGCUUGCUGCUGUGCGACGACUGUGACAUCAGCUAUCACACCUACUGCCUGGACCCUCCACUGCAGAAUGUCCCCAAGGACAGCUGGAAGUGCAAAUGGUGUGUGUCCUGUACCCAGUGUGGUGCCACCACUCCAGGUCUAAGGUGUGACUGGCAGAAUAAUUACACUCAGUGCGCCCCCUGUGCAAGCCUUGCAACAUGCCCCAUCUGCCUCGUGGACUACAGCGAAGGCACAGUCAUUGUGCAGUGCCGACAAUGUGACAGAUGGUUUCACGCCUCAUGUCAGGGUCUCCAUUCAGAUGAGGAUGUAGAAAAAGCUGCAGACAGCAGCUUUGACUGCACAAUGUGCAGAGCUUUUAAGACAACUAAAGCUGUGACCAAGGACAGGGACACCAUUGAGCCUAUGGUUAUGACGCAGAUUUUCACAAAGGCUAGAGAAGAUCUGUCAAGGACAUAUACCCAGGAUGGUGUUUGUCUAACAGAGUCGGGUCUUUGCCAGCUCCAGAGCUUGUCUGCUACAGCCUCACGGCGGAGGAAACCAAAGCCGAAGCUGAAGUUAAAGAUCAUUAACCAGAACAGUGUUGCGGUUCUUCAGGCUCCUGUGGACCCUCUUACAGAACACUGCCGCGAUGAAGACAUGGAGGACAACAGAGAGGCAGAACUCCUAGAUUGUGAAGGGAAGUCGGACUCGAGCCUGGAGCGAGAGCCGGCAGAAGACGACUCCAAGGGGGCCGAUGGCGGCAAGAAGAGGAAGAGGAAACCGUAUCGGCCGGGUAUUGGAGGGUUUAUGGUUCGCCAGAGGAGCCGUCCAGGCCAAGGUCCAGGCAAAGCCAAGCGUUCUCUCUGUAGAAAGGAUUCCUCUGGCUCAGUGUCAGAGAAUCCUGUUGGCAAAGAUGAAGGAUGGACAGAAGCACUACCUGAUACUCCUGUGGAUGAGACACCUCCCGGACCAGAGGUUCCAGAAAAAAUAAAGAAACGAUACAGAAAGAAGAAAACCAAACUAGAGGAGGCUUUUCCCACCUACUUGCAGGAGGCAUUUUUUGGAAAAGACCUGCUGGACAAAAGUAAGCAGAGCCGGCAUCAGGGGGCUGAGUCAGGCUUAAUGGAAGAUGGACAAAGUCAAGGGGAGAGGAAGCCCACCACCAGCUUCCUAGAGUCGUCAUCAGACCCUCUGCUCAGUGCAUCAUCAGCAUCUCUUCCAACCAGACCAACAGCACAGACAUCUGAGGAACCAUUAGUUGAUCUUUCUGAUGUUCUGAACACUGAUGCAGACAUCUUGGGAAUGCUGGGAAAGUCAAGCAGUGACUCUGGUCUUGAUUUUUGCCCCUUCCAGGUUGACAGCUCUCCUCCUCCGUUUGCUGGUCUGGAUAUUGGGCCCCUGGCAGACAACUCUCCAGUGGUGCCCCAGUCUCAGGCUGGCCGGAGGACACCUCGAACCCUCCCAGAGGAACCCCUAGAUGGGAUUCUCAGCCCAGAGUUGGACAAGAUGGUCACUGAUGAAUCAAUUCUCAGCAAGCUUUACAAAAUUCCAGAGCUGGAGGGUAAGGAUGUAGAAGAUCUCUUCACAGCAGUUCUCAGCCCCAGCACAAGCCAACCACCUCCACCACCACAGGUGCCUCACCCCCAGGGUCCAGGGCCCCUCCCUGCCACACCUGGGACUAGCAUGCCACACCCCAAUACAGGGAACCCCAUGUUUCCAAGGAUGCCAAUGAUAAAUGGUAUGAUGGGACCUAACCAACGCUUCCCUACAAAUCCAGGUGCAGGGCCCUGCAUCCCAGAUAAUUUCCCUCCCCUCAACCGUAUGCCUUUCACUGACAAUCCAAGAACGUUUAAUCAAAUGCCAAGAGAGGCAGUUGGUCCAUGGCCCUCCCCUGCCCAUGGUCCCGGCCCUACACCCCCUGGCCCUCUGCCUGAUGGGGAGACUGAAGCCAUGUCAAAUGCCCAAAGGAGUACACUCAAGUGGGAGAAGGAGGAAACACUUGGAGAGCUAGCAACUGUCGCACCCGUCCUGUAUACCAAUGUGAAUUUUCCCAACCUCAAAGAAGAAUACCCAGACUGGUCUACAAGAGUAAAGCAAAUUGCUAAAUUGUGGAGGAAAGCUAGUUCUCAAGACAGGGCCCCAUAUGUGCAAAAGGCAAGAGAUAACCGAGCAGCCCUGCGCAUCAACAAAGUCCAGAUGUCGAAUGAGACUGUGAAGAGGCACCAUCCACAGCAACAGCCCCCUGAGGUGUUUGAUCCCAACAUACCACUAGACACAGAACUGCUGUUUAAAGACCCUUUGAAACCAAAAGAGUCAGAGCAUGAACAAGAGUGGAAGUUUAGACAGCAAAUGAGGCAGAAAAGCAAACAGCAAGCCAAAAUUGAAGCCACUCAGAAACUAGAGCAAGUUAAGAAUGAACAACUCCAGCAGCAACAGCAACAGCAGCAGCCGACCAACAGCCAGUCAGAGGGAGAAGGAAACAGCAGUGGUACCCAGAGCCCUGCCUCCCAGCCGGGCAAUGGCAGCAUGUCCCCCAUGCAGCAGCUCAACUCUAAAGAAGGCUUUGCCCGGCCACAACUGCCAGGGACACCCACUGCAGGUCCUCCAGAGGAUGUUUUCUUAAGACCUCCUCCUCCACCUCCAUCUGGCCCUUCCUCCCAGCCUCAGUCCCCACAGGUGUUCUCACCAGGCUCCUCUGGAUCUAGACCCUCCUCUCCAUGGGACCCAUAUGCCAAGAUGGUUGGGACCCCAAGACCACCAACUCUUGGGCCGAAUACAUGUCGCAGAAUGGCUGUAGAAUCUGGCAAAUCACCCACCUUGUUGAUGGAUCAGCAGGACAGGGGUAGGCCUUCCCCUGCCUACGAUUCAUUUGGCUCUCCAACAUCUGUGAGCAGUGACCCUUAUGCCAAACCUCCUGACACACCAAGACCGACAGGGGAAAUUGACCCUUUUUUGAAGCCCAUGGGUCCUCCCAGGGCCAGUCAGGCUGCUCAGGGAAGGCCCCCAAUGGGUUCUCCAAGUAGAGAUACCUUCUCAAGGCCAAUGAUAAGAAAUGAGGCCUAUCAACGAAUGACCCAAAACAGAAUGAUCUUGUCUGAUCCUUACUCAAGACCUUUACUAACACCAAUUCCUGGAAGUAAUGAGUCUGGCUCAGUUCCUUUGUUUAAAACACCUAUGCCACCUCCUCAGGCUCAGGAUUCCUUCAGCCGACCAGGUCCACAUCCUGCUGACAGGUUUUCCCAGAAUCAGCAGAGUGACCCAUAUGCUCAGCCUCCUCAUACACCAAGACCGUCUUGCAAUGACAGCUUCACCAGUCCUCCUAGAAUGGGUCAACAACAUCCUCAGGGGCACUCAUUUGCUCAGCCUCCAACAAUGACUCAAAUGUCUAGAAAUCCUUAUGCUCAUGCACCUUCCACUCCAAGGCCCGACCAUUUUACAUAUGAUCCUUUUGCCCAGCCCCCCAAGCCUCCUGCUGAUCACUUUUCUCAGUCUGCAGGCAUCCAGCGAGCCAUAAAUGAGCCUGGUGCUCAACCUCGUCCAUUUUUUGAACCCUAUGCUCGACCACCUGGCACCCCACGUCCACACGACAACUACGGCCAGCCAGCGAAUAUCCCCAGCCCAUCAUCUGAUCCAUAUUCACAAGCUCCUUCCACUCCACGCCCAAGUGGAAUUAACCAGUUUACUCAUCAGCCGCACCCAGGACAGAGAAUGUCACCUUCCCACUCAUUGGACCCUUAUGCACAGCCGCCAGGCACUCCACGGCCCCAAGUGGGAGAACGUUUUUCCAAAUCACCAGGUAAUCAGAGAGGUCCAAUGGAACCAUUUAGUAGUACACCUGUGGCAUCAAGACCUGGGACCAGUGACAUGUUUUCUUCACCUGGGGGACCUAGACCAAUGCUAAAUGAUCCUUACAUCCAGCCUCCUGGGACCCCACGGCCUGAUGGGCUAAGCAGACAAGCUCCAAGGCCAGGGCCAAUGUUAAACCAGGAUCCUUUCUCCCCACCCCAGGCCAGACUUCAGGAUUCUUACCCUCAUCCAGGCUCACAAACACCAAAACACCCAAGUGUGUCUGAAGAUGGAUUCAUUCAAUCACCCUCUAGAAGACCGAGCCAGACACCUUGUCAUGACCCAUUUGAACAAGCCCCCAUAACCCCACGCUUACAGUCCACAGAGAAAAUUGAAAUGAAAGAUGUAGGUGGCAACACAACUGUUCCUCAAGACUCAGGACAAUUGUCUAAUAACUUACAGAUGCCUAGUGUAUCCUCUGAGGCCCAAGGCGUUGCUCUUGUUGAGAGCGAAGAAAGACUCAGACAGCGACAACGAAUUAGAGAACUAAUUCUUAAACAGCAGCAACAGAGGAGUGCCAGUCGACAGGAGAGGGGUCCCCAGGAGCCUGCAGGCAAUAUAACCCCAGGAACACCACGACCCUGGCUCCAAGAGGGCCCUGGGCAACAGGGGGAGAUGUUCAACCGACCUCCCCCACCUUAUCCUGGACAAGUACCCAUGAGAGGGCCAGCAAGGUUUGCUGGACCUUUUCCAGGAGAUCAGCGUGUCCCUUUUCCUAAUGAGGGACAAAUUCCCAGGGGCCCACAUCCUGUAGAUCCUAAUUUGAGACAUCAGGGACCAAGGUUUGCUUUUCCACCUGGGGUGGUAGGACCUCAUGGUUCCCAAGAGUUCUUUCCCCGGGGGCAACACCCAAUGCAGGAUAUCCCUCCUCAAAUGAGACGCUGCAUGUCAGCUGAAAUGGCAAAAAAUAUAGGAACCAACCCAGUGGGGAUGCCCCAGCACUUCCCACCACGUGGUAUGCCAGUGCAGCAGCACAAUAUAAUGGGCCAGCCCUUUAUUGAACUGCGACACAGAACAGCAGAAAAUAGGCCACGUAUGCCAUUUCUCCCAGAUGCCAUACAAGGAGGGAACAUGGAUCCCAACUUGCAGGGUCAAAGGCCAGCAGGCUUUCCAGGGGCACACAAUUCCAGGUUCCCUUUAAACCAGGGGCCUAGGAUGGUAGACCCAAUGACGAGCCAGACUGGGCAUGUACAACUAUCUGCCAGCAUGGACAAUCUUCAUCAGCAAGUCCAAAUGUCAGGAAACAACACACUCAAACAGUCUCCCUUGAUGAGAUCCAUGAGUCAGCCUGCCUCAAAUCAAACCCACAACAUGGAAGUACCAAUGAUCCUGACUGCACCCCCUGCUGGGCAGUCUGUGACACUGGCCAACAAUGAACCAGUUGAGGAAAAACUGGAUGCAGAAGAAUCAGCAGUCAAAGAUCUUGAGGAUGUGGAAGUGAAAGACUUGGUGGAUGCUGACUUGGAAAACCUUAAUUUGGAUCCUGAAGAUGGCAAAGACUUGGACCUAGAGACAAAUGACCUACACCUAGAUGACUUCCUAACAUCUGGUAAAUUUGACAUAAUUGCUUAUACAGACCCAGACUUAGAUGAUAUCAAGAAAGACAUAUUUAAUGAGGAACUUGAUCUCAGUGAUCCAAUAGAUGACAAUACAGAUAACGUUGACAUCAAUAAAAGCUUAGGAGGUGAGGCCUCAUCCAGUACCAACCCAGGGGCCUCAGGGGAGCAGUCUUCAGCUCAAAUCAAACUGGAAGUCCCUGGAAAUCAGGCAUCUGUUUCUACUACACAUAGGCCAGAAAUUAAAAUGGAGGUCAAAGACUGCCAGAAAAUGCCUGAAGUAGGGGAGCAGCAAGCCACUGGAAACACCUUAACCUCAAACCAGCAGGGAGUGAUCCCUGACUCCACCCCUGUCCUGUCUAGUUUACUCAUUAAGCAGCAGCCUGAAGAACAGUCAUUAAAUCCAGUCAUUGAAUCUGUCAGUCAAGGAGGAAACCCCAUGCCCCAGCAGAACCGAGCUACUGACCCUCAGCAUAGCUCUGGACUCGCAAUAAAUCAAACCAUACCUGAUGCCACCACUGCGGGAGAAACUGCUCUGACCAACUUUGGGGCAGACCAACUGAUGGGGCUAACCUCUGGAAUGGACGAGAGCACUCUGGCCCAGCAGGCGGCUUUAAAUCAGGCAAUGGGUCAGCACAACCAGCAACACCGUCCUCUUUUGCUAGAGGAACAGCCACUUCUAUUGCAGGACCUCCUAGACCAGGAGAGGCAGGAGCAACAGCAGCAGAGGCAAAUGCAAGCCAUGAUACGACAGCGUUCCAGCGACUCCUUUUUCCCCAACAUUGAUUUUGAUGCCAUCACUGAUCCCAUCAUGAAAGCGAAAAUGGUCGCCCUGAAAGGCAUUAACAAAGUCAUGGUUCAGAACAACAUGGGAAUGGCACCAAUGGUCAUGAAUAGAUUUCCAUCUGUACCUGCACCACCAUGUCCUGAAAGUACACCACUUCCUCCUCAAGUUGUCGGACAGGAUGGGAAAUUAACACAAGUACCAAGACCAACUCCUCCAAACUUUGGACCAGGAUUCGGCAACAAUGCUCAGAGGGCUCAGUAUGAGGAGUGGCUCCAGGAGACUCAGCAACUACUUCAAAUGCAGCAGAAGUUUCUGGAAGAGAAGAUUGGCGCUCACAGGAAGUCAAAGAAAGCUCUGUCUGCCAAGCAGAGAACAGCUAAGAAGGCAGGGAGGGAGUUCCCUGAGGAGGAUGCCGAGCAGCUCAAACAUGUCACAGAGCAGCAGGGUGUAGUGCAGAAACAACUGGAGCAGAUUCGCAAGCAGCAGAAGGAACAUGCUGAACUCAUAGAGGAGUACAGAGUGAAACAGCAGCAGAACAACAUGACACCCAUUAUGCCUGGGAUGCACCCAAUGCCAGGCCCAGCAGGCAUGAUUCCAAGUGGCCCCCCAAUGGUCCAGCCUCCUAUGAACCCUAUGAUGCAAAUGCCACUUCAUCCUGGCCAGACAAAUGUGCCCCCACGUAUGCCUAAUCCACCACCUGGCUGGCAUCCAGGUGCUCCCAUGCCCAUGGGUGGACCAGGAAUUCCUGUAGUAAUGCCUCCCCAGGUACCUGUGGGAAAUCCAGGCCAACCCCAUCCGAUGCCAAUGGGUAACAUCCCUCCGCACUCUCAAAUGCCUGUAGAACCCCAAGCGCCACCAGUUCCACCAGGUGGUGUAAAACCCAUGCAGACAGGUGGUGUGAAGUUUGAUGACAACAACCCAUUCAGUGAAGGCUUCCAGGAGCGGGAACGGAGGGAGAGGCUGAGGGAGCAGCAGGAGCGGCAGCGGGUGCAGCUCAUGCAGGAGGUUGAACGUCAACGAGCUCUAAAACACCGUAUGGAAAUGGAGCAGCAAGGGAUGAUGGGACCUGAUGGGAACAUGGCACCACUCUCUCAGAUGCCAUUUUUUAAUGCGGAGCUGCCGCAAGACUUCAUGCAGCCUCAGAGACCCCCUGUACAACAACAGUCCUUAGGACCGAUGUUCCACCAACAGCAGGGCAUGCAGCAUGGUAUGGGCUCACCUCCUGGAACGUUUAUGCAAGGUGAAAGGAGGGCAUCGAUGGGCAAUGGGAUGAUGCCCCCAGAAAUGGGGCCAGGUUUGGGGCCUGUUAAUCUUCCCCUACAACCGCCCAACUUUCCCCAGGGGCAACCCAGGCCUCGUCAGUUCAGUGGCCCAGGAAUAAUGCUUCAGAUGCCGUGUGAGGGUCCGCCUUUUGGAGGGGAUUCAACACCUUUGCCUUCUAACUUUCCAGGCUCAGGACAGUCUCUCAUCCAACUCUAUUCCAACAUCAUUCCAGAUGAAAAGGGAAAAAAGAAAAGAACCCGCAAAAAGAAAAAAGAUGAUGACGCAGAUUCAGUCAAGACGCCUUCGACUCCACACUCUGACCUUACAGCCCCACUUACACCAUGUGUCUCAGACACCUCCUCAACCCCAACCAGAAGCACCCAUUUGUUCACAGAGCAUGACUUGUCAAGGUCGCCCUUACUGGGAUCAUCCACCCCCAGUCAUUCGGAGCUCGAGAAGCAGCUUUCUGGAGGACAUCCCGGUCUUUCAUCAGACACAGCAAGGGCUCAAGCUCAGGAGCACGAGAGGAUCCUCAGCAACAUCAAGCUUGAGCAGAUUGAUGCCAACGAUUGUCAUGGGUCAAGAGAAGGGCCCAUUGGCUCAGAAAUGAGCUCUGUGAAGGAGGAGGGAAGCAAAGGCAGUGCUUCACCCUUCACUGCAGGACAAAGUCCAAACAAGGGCGAUUCUGGCAAUGAGCUACUGAAACACCUUCUAAAGAACAAGAGUACACCCCCACAUGGGUUGUCCCAACAGAGGUCAGAGGAGAGUCUGCGCUCAGAGGGAGAGGAGUCUGCAGACUGCAAAGCCCUGCUAAGGCAAAGCUCCUUGGACAGCAACGGGGCAUAUUCGGAUGGCAUCCCUGACUUUCCUGGACCACUGAUUCCUGAACAAGAGAAGAAGAAAGGGAGGAACAAGAGGGCACCAAAAGGCGGAGAGAAACCAGCCUCUCGUUACAAGAAAAGGAAGAAGGAAGGGGAUGAGAGGCAACUGAUGCACUCUGGCACGGACACUGUAAUGACGCAAAUCAAACAGCAGCUCUCCCUGCUGCCCCUCAUGGAGCCCCUGAUUGGGGUCAACUUUGCCCAUUUUGCUCCCUAUGGCAGUGGCCAGCUCAAUGGAGAGAAUCUCUUGUCUGGUACUUUUGGCAGCGCCUCACUAGAUGGAGUCUCUGACUAUUACUCCCAACUAGCCUAUAAGCAGAGUAAUCUGAGCAAUCCACCAACACCACCAGCUUCUCUUCCUCCUACUCCACCACCUGUGAACCGCCAGAAAAUGAUCAAUGGGUUUGCGACAACAGAGGAACUGGCAAGCAAAGCUGCCAUGGUUUCCAAAGGUCUGGUCCCAAAGCAUGUUCCCUUUAGGACUGAAGAAGAUCUGUUGGCCCGGGCCAUUGCACAAGGACCCAAAACCGUAGAUGUUCCAGCCUCACUCCCUACCCCUCCACACAACAACCAGGAGGAGCUCAGUAACCGAGGACAGGAGCCGUGCAAAGACAGGGACACACCUGACAGUUUUGUUCCAUCCUCAUCCCCCGAGAGUGUGGUUGGCAUGGAGAUCAGCCGCUACCCAGACCUUUCUGUGGUGAAGGAAGAACCACCCUCUCCAUGUUUGUCUCCUGUCCUCCCGAUGCUUCCUGCACCUCAUGGGAAAGGGUCAGCAAUCAAAGUGCAAGAUAUCAAGACUGAACCAUCUGGAAUGUUUUUUGGUUCGACCUUUGGCCCCAUGUCUAAUGAUUCCAAACAAGGGUUGGUCUCUGUCGCUAUCACACUGAGACAAGCUGCAGCUGAGAACAUCCCUGGCGUCGUGGCAGCCAUUUCAGACCUGUUGUGCGUGAAGAUCCCAAACAGCUAUGAGGUCAGCAGCACCCCAGACAGGGGUGUGUGCGGUCCAAGGAUGGGACCUCACGGCAUGGAGCCUCGGCCUCCCAUGCUGUUCCCUGUACAUGGUGGCAAUGGAGGGCUACAAGGGCGACCGGGACCGAUGAUGAGACCCAGUGGAGCACAUGGAAUGAUGCAGCAGCAGGCAUAUAAUUUUCGCUUCCAUCCUAAUAGCCCAGGUGUAGCUCCUGGACCUGACCAGAAGAACUCUGCCAGCUCUGGAUGUAAACCUCAGUGGUGCUGCAACUGUAAGGUUGUGGUUCUGGGAAAUGGAGUACAGAAAUCUGUCAAGGACCUUCCUUUACACAUGAAGGAGUCUGAAAGCUGUUUCAAAUCUGAAAGCCGUUUCAAAUCUGAAGGGGACCUUGUCUUCUGCAGCCACAGCUGCUUCCUUCUCUACUGUUCCUCAUCACCAUUACGAUCCAGAUCAACCACCGACACAAAGGAAUCAGUGUCACUUCUCCCAGCCUCAGAGCAAACCGAAAGCCUUUGCAAAAUCCAGCACCAGUACAAUAACAACAUGUCAUCACUGGAUGUUCAUUGCCUGGCCCAGCUUCAGCCUAAGCUGUCUCCACCCUCUACCCCUCCCAUCCCAUUCCCCACAGCGAGCGAAACCCCCAGAAUGGAAAUGAAGUCUGAUGCCAUCAAAGUAACAGUGAAGUUAAAAGCCCGGCCGAGGUCUCAUGAAGGCUGGCACCAGGGAAAGAGACAGAAAGGACUCCGCUGGAGGAAGUGGACGGUCCAGGUGGUGGUACCAAGAGGGAAUUCCCAGCUCCCUGAUGAGGAUAAGAUUGAUGAGCUGCUCAAGAAACUUGGGGCCUCCUUGCGCCCUCCUGUCUUACUUCGUGACCAAAGGCGCUGCUGUUUCUGCCACCAGUUCGGUGACGGGAUUACUGAUGGCCCUGCUAGGCUGCUAAAUCUAGAUCUCGACGUAUGGGUCCACCUGAACUGUGCCCUGUGGUCGACCGAAGUUUACGAGACUCAGGCUGGAGCCCUCAUUAACGUGGAGCUUGCGCUUCGCCGCGGUCAAACCGUGCGCUGCGCCUACUGCCAGCACACCGGAGCCACCAGCGGCUGCCACCGUCUGCGCUGCACCAACGUUUACCAUUUCACCUGUGCUCUGCAAGCUCAGUGCACUUUCUUCAAGGACAAGACCAUGCUAUGUCAUGCCCACAGGCCCCGGGGGACAGCGGGGCAAGCCCUGGAACACGAGCUGCGCAGCUUCGCCGUCUUCCGGCGUGUCUAUGUCCAGAGAGACGAAGUGCGUCAGAUUGCCAUUGCUGUGCAACGGCCUGAGUUAGGCUACACGUUUCGCGUUGGCAGCCUGGUGUUGCAUGCAAUUGGCCAGCUAAUGCCUAUGCAGAUGGCGACGUUCCAUUCCUCGACAGCCAUCUUUCCAGUGGGCUACGAGGCCUGUCGCAUUUACUGGAGCAUGCGUCAUGGUAACCGUCGUUGCCGCUACAUUUGUUCUGUUGAAGACGGAGAGGGAAAGCCAGAGUUUUCCAUCAGAGUGAUUGAACAGGGCUACCAAGACCUGGUCCUGACUGACACCUCUGCUAAAGGAGUCUGGGAUAAGGUUCUGGGUCCCGUUGCUGAGAAAAGAACUGAUUCGGGCACUUUAAAGCUUUUCCCCGUUUACCUUAAAGGAGAAGACCUGUUUGGGCUCACAGUCCCUGCAGUCACUAAGAUCACUGAAUCGCUGCCAGGAGUGGAGGCUUGUGAAAGGUACUCCUUCCGUUACGGACGUAACCCUCUUGUGGAGUUGCCACUUAUGUUCAAUCCAGCUGGCUGUGCCCGUGCCCAACCAAGAACCACCUCCCCAUGCACUUCUCUGGUGAUAAGACCACAGCCACAGGCUAUAUCCACCAGCAGUGCCAGGUCAAACCAGAAUGUGGCCCAAGGGGAAGGUGGUGCCCCCCAUAGCAAGCCUCCAGUAGUGCACCCCAGGUCCUCCCAGUACCGCUGGAUGAAGAGUGAGUGGAGAGCUAAUGUGUAUCUUGCCCGCUCCCGCAUCCAGGGCCUGGGACUGUUUGCAGCUAGAGACAUCGAAAAACAAACCAUGGUCAUUGAGUACAAUGGAACCAUUCUCAGAAACGAGGUUGCCAUCAGCAAGGAGAAGAUCUACAGAUCUCAGAAUCGUGCAGUGUUCAUGUUCCGCAUCGACAGUGAACAUAUUGUUGAUGCCACUCGAACAGGAGGGCUAGCACGAUAUAUCAACCACUCUUGUGUCCCGAACUGUGUUGCGGAGGUUGUAACAUUUGAGAGGGGUUACAAAAUCAUCAUCAGCUGCAUUCGCAGAGUUGAAAAAGGAGAGGAGCUGUGUUUCGACUACCAGUUUGACACUGUGGAGGGUCAGCACAAGAUCACCUGCCACUGUGGAGCUGCUGAAUGCAGGAAAUGGAUUAACUGAGGAGAACAACAAAAAAAUGCAUUCCUAAAUAAUAUACUGUGUGGAUGUUGUGAUCUCUGCACGGAGGAGGAGGCUUCGCACGGAAGCCAUUUCACGAAUGAGCAGAACCUGUCAGAGCCUGAACCUUUGGAGAAGAUGCAUGAGUUUACAUGUCGGUUUAACAAAAUCAUACACAAUGGUUGGAGUAAGCGACAAUUUAACACAGUAGCAGGAUGUGACUUGUGCCAUAUGUGAGGGGCUCUGUCUGUAUGCAACGCCUCUGUAUGUAUCUGUGUGUUUGUUGGUGUACAUGGGGUGCCGAAUCCACCAGCGAAUGAGAAAGCACUGUGCAGGGUGCGGCCUUAUUGCUUACUAAGGGCAGGCCCUUUUGUUUCAUACUGUUAAUGUAUACCGUAUGACUAAAUGUAGACAUCACUGAAUGAGGAAUGUACAGCAAUGAAUACCACGAAGGGAAUAAUAACUUGCACUAAAAAAAAGAAAAUAAACAAAAAAAAAUUCACACACACACACACGAAAACUUUAAAAAUACUUGAUUCCAUGAGUCAGUUUUAUCAUAGGUCUGUCAUGUGAUUUGUGUGGAAUUCGAGAGGUUUUGUAUUUAUUACUGAGUGAAUGAAUUUUAUUCUCAAAAUGAUGAGAUUGAGUUAAAGAAGGCUAGAUUGCUAUUGUUUUUGAAGAUUGAAGAAGACAUGCUGUUACUUUUGUAUAAAUGUACAUAAAGAAAACUAUAGGAAUAACCGACCAAAUACUACCUUAACCUUCUUGAUGUUUGGGUGUUUUUAAAUGGUUUCUGUUCUGUUUGUCAAUGAAAUUUAUUUAAGAUGGACGUUAUUCCAGUUUGAGAGUAUAUAUUAUGAUUAUUCUGUACAGAAUUUGUAAUAUAACCACAAUAAUUCACAAAGUAUUUUUGUUGUAUUAAAAGUAAGGUAUUGUAGCGUAGUGUUUUGUGACUUACAUAUACUUUGACCACUCGAAAAGGAAAUAUUUUUGUUGACUAAUGUAACACAGUUAUCAGUUACAGAAUCAAAGAAAAAAAAGACUUCAAUAGUAAAAGAUCAUUUGUGAUCUGUUUGCUGUUAAUCAGGUUUGAUUUUAAAGAACUGUGAAUUAGGUUUUGAAACCCAAAAAAAGCUUUUUAACUUUUUAACACAAAUAGGAACACCAACAUGUAUUUACUUGUUUUUACUUUACUUUUAAAAUACGGUGCAAACGUCUAAUGGUGAUGUGAGUUAGACGAACCAGUGUGUGACAGAGAAGGGGGAGCUUUUACUUGGAACCAUGAGUUGUUCUCCUUUUUAUUUGAACAGAAAUGGCAUUCUCCUUCAUCAGAAAUGUUUCUUAUACUGACAUUUCACACGUCACAUGCUUAGAAACGGAAGAGUUUUUGCGUGCACAAUUUCAAGUCGACUGUAAAAUUUUGCAGACAGUCUUAGAACUUGUAAUGUAUAUGGCAUGUAUUUUUUUAACUUUCCGAAGACUCAAUUGUAUAUAUUUUCUCAAUGAAUGGUUGUAACAAAUUGUUUCUUGGAUAUUUUUCUUCUCUUGUAUAUUACAUCAUCCUGCCAGUGUGUUUGUGCUACAUUUUCUUGGUCGUGUAAAGUAGUCAGACCCCCCCAUCCCCACCCUUUCUUUUUCCUUUUUGAAAAUGCCUUUUGAAGUGUACAGAGUAUGAGGUUUGGAGUUUGUGGAAUUGAAUUUAGAAACAUUUACAAAAAUAAACUAUUUUACAUGUUA
This is a messenger RNA of Betta splendens (Siamese fighting fish), 17381 nucleotides long. RefSeq names its product lysine (K)-specific methyltransferase 2Cb (gene kmt2cb). Gene Ontology annotation, molecular function: histone H3K4 methyltransferase activity; transcription coactivator activity; histone binding. Bases 762 to 15647 code for a protein of 4961 amino acids. Gene Ontology annotation, biological process: positive regulation of transcription by RNA polymerase II. The record is from RefSeq and is a predicted model, not a curated record. The transcript is spliced from 60 exons. Gene Ontology annotation, cellular component: nucleus; MLL3/4 complex. NCBI's taxonomy places the organism in Eukaryota, Metazoa, Chordata, Actinopteri, Anabantiformes, Osphronemidae.